This is a messenger RNA of Plectropomus leopardus (leopard coralgrouper), 1277 nucleotides long. It is a transcript of the gene nipal2, whose product is annotated as NIPA like domain containing 2. Gene Ontology annotation, molecular function: magnesium ion transmembrane transporter activity. Gene Ontology annotation, biological process: magnesium ion transport. Gene Ontology annotation, cellular component: membrane. NCBI's taxonomy places the organism in Eukaryota, Metazoa, Chordata, Actinopteri, Perciformes, Serranidae. The record is from RefSeq and is a predicted model, not a curated record.
GUGAUAAACAGCGGACAAAAAAUGUGAAGUGAGAGGGAGUUUGGAUCCACAAGAAUAUUAUUUCCUUAUUAAACAAUAAGGAAAACAUGGCGAAUUCAAGCGAGGCUCUGAAUGUGACCUCCGCUCAGGCUCACCGUGCUGAGAUCCUGGAAAAUCCACUGCAGACAUAUCUCGUGGGAAUCAUAAUCUCCAUAUGUGGGAAUGUCCUCAUCAGCAUUUCACUCAACAUACAGAAAUAUGCCCACGUCCGUCAGUCUCAGCGGGGCUCCAAGCCUUACUACACGUCUGUGAUGUGGUGGUGCGGUGUGGUUCUCAUGGGCAUCGGGGAGCUGGGUAACUUUGCUGCCUACGGCUUUGCCCCAGCAUCACUCAUAGCCCCGCUAGGCUGUGUGUCUGUCAUAGCCAGCGCUGUCAUAUCUGUGGUCUUCCUCAAGGAGACGGUGCGUGCCUCCGACAUUGUUGGUGGCACCCUGGCAAUAACAGGAACGUAUGUCCUGGUGACCUUUGCCCCCCACACUUCCACACACAUCACAGCCCAUCUGGUCCAGUACUAUGCCGUCAGCUGGCACUUCCUGCUUUACCUAUUCAUAGAGGUCGUCGUCUUUUGCAUCCUGCUCUAUCUGUACAAGAGGAGGAAUGUGAAGCACAUCAUCAUUGUGAUGCUGCUGGUGGCCCUGCUCGCUUCUUUGACAGUCAUCUCAGUCAAAGCUGUAUCAGGAAUGAUCACAGAGACAAUAAAGGGCCAGCUGCAGCUCAUCUACCCCAUCUUCUACGUCAUGCUUGUCGUCAUGAUCGCCUCCUGCGCCUUCCAGAUCAAAUUUCUCAAUCAGGCAAUGAAAAUGUUUGACGCCACAGAGGUGGUUCCCAUCAAUUUUGUGUUUUUCACCGCAAGUGCCAUUCUUGCAGGGAUAGUAUUUUACCAGGAAUUCGAAGGCUUGGCUUUACUAAACAUCUUCAUGUUUCUUUUUGGCUGUCUCCUGUCUUUCCUGGGAGUUUUCCUGAUAGCCCGAAACAGGCCAAAAAUCAAGCAACAGGAUCGCAAUUUUAUUGCAAUGGAUAAGAUCCCUGGGAGAAGGCACACAGACAAAGUUCAGCCCGAGGCAAAGACUCUGACAUACGGAUCGCUGGCAGCCAAAUUCAUGUGCAACAGCGCUGGCCAAACAGACGAUUCAUAGGACCAGUUCCAUCUGUUUGGACUGUAAUAUUGGUGGAUUUGUGUGUGUGUUUGUGUGUGUGUGUGUGUGUGUUUGUGUGUGUGUGUGUGUGUGUGUGUGUGU